AUGGGCUAUCUGAAGCUUUUAUUGGAUUCCGGUUCUUUAAAUCUUAGGGAAUCAGCAGCAGAACUUGGGUCUUACCUCUUUCGUGUAGAACUGAUCUCACUCGAAAGGAUCAAUCUUCAAAUAUUUCAUCUACGAGGGGAAAGUCUCGGUGAUACUUUUUUAUUGGCUGAUGAAAAAAAAAAGAAAUGGCAAUUGGCACAGCCUAGAUUCUGGGACUUGUGUCUCAUGCUAACUUAAACUCGUUGAAUUAUUUUGAGAUUUUUUUCUUUUUCACUGGGCUGAUACUUUUCCGUUUCAUGAUUGAUGAAAUGAGGUGGAGUCGAUGAACUGGUACCAUUUUAUUGGGUUGAACUAUGUAAUAUCAUAAUAAUUACUGGAUCAUUUGUGGUCGGCCUAAUUAUUCAUCCCUUUUCUUCUUUUUUUUAUCUAUUUCAGCUUUCAAACUUCGGAUACAUGGAAUGUGUACUGAGUCCAAGUUAGAACCAGCUGUCCAAUCAAAGGAAGAUGAGUCUCCGGCGAAGGAAUGGAAGAUCAAAAUGCUUUAUGAUGGGGAAUGCCCACUCUGCAUGCGUGAGGUAUAUAAUGUCGAUUAAAUCGACUUAGAAUUUUUAUUUUUAUUUUUUUAAUCACAAUAGAAUGCUAUCUUCGGUUUGACUUUUAAUUCCUAUAUUAAAGAUUACAUCCAAGACCAUUUUUUAUUUUUUUCUAAUUAGAAUUGGCUCAGUUUAUGCUUUUAAUUGACUUGAUCACAAAAUAUUUCUGAGAAUGCACUAAUUCUAGCAUUUAAAUAUGUGGGUUGACAUAUUUGAAUAAAAUUACAGGGUUUCUAAAAAGUAAAUGGGGGAGUUAUUGCUGAAGUUUUCUGCCCUUUAAUAUUUGACAUAGUUGACUUUUUUUUCCUGUGGAGGCGUAUAAACCUUUGUGUAUGCUUACUAUUUUCUCAGGUCGACAUGCUUAAGGAGAGGAAUGAGUCUUAUGGAGCAAUCAAGUUUGUGGACAUAAGCUCAGAAGACUACGCUCCAGAAGACAAUCAAGGACUUGACUACAGAACGGUAGGCAGUCCGUCAUGUGUGAUCUUGUCUUUACUCCAUAUAGCAUCAUUUUUUAUAUAUUUUAAAGCGAGGAAACUAACAAAUUAUGCUUUAAAAAUAAUGAGGAAGAAAAAUAUGUGAUCAUAUUGGUGUAUAAUCUUGUGCAUGCUUUCUAAACAAAGUUUGGAACUAAAUGUAGUCAUAAGGUGCUCCCUUAUCUUGUCUUUCCUCCUCUGAGAGACAUUUUUUUUAAUUUUUAAAGCCCGGAAAAUAUUAAAUGAUGCAUUAAUUAUUUUUUUUGAGGAAUUAAGAGCGCGAAUAUUUUGUUUCUUGAUCUUAGUGUGGAAAAUAGUAAACCGUGCGUUAAUCAUUUUCGAGAAAAUAAUAAUAUGAGCUUAUUUCUUCUUAUCAAAAGAGGAAAGUUUUGACUUUUCUAGUUUGUAAUAAUAAUUUGGCAUGACCGUCUACUAAUUAAAACUCUUUCUCAUUGGAAAUAAUGAUAAUAAAAAAACUCAUGUUGUGGUUUCAGAAAUGGGCCUGAUUCAUUUAUUGCUAGUUAAUUUUGAAUUGGGUAAUUGAAAAUUCUCAACAUGGUAAUCAAAAUUAUGUACUCCUUUAAUGAUGAAAUAUUUUCUACUAAUUCAUAUGACAUUUUUGGCUUCCAUGUAGGUUAUGGGGAGGAUCCAUGCGAUACUUUCCGACGGAACUGUGGUUACCGAUGUUGAAGUAUGUUCGAUCCAACCAUCUGAAUCUUUCCAACUCUUAUCAUUUUAUUUUAUCCAGAAAGGGAAAAAUAUAAUUUCCCUAAAAUAAAUUAAAUUGGAGAUAAAAAGAUUCGAAUGGUCGUAUAAUUUGUCAUCUCACAUUUGCUAUGUAUUAUUUUCCGUGCUUUUAUUCCCCUUUUCUGGUCCAUAUUGGUGAUCUCUGCCGCAUGGCAAACCCUGGCGCCUCCAUGUGGCAGCAAGCUCCACAACCCAGCCUACACGGCAAAGCUGACAUAAUUUCUGUAGAACAUUUUUUAUUUUUCUAAUUUUAGCUUCAGUGACUAUAAUCUCUCUCCUGAUCCCAGCCUCAAUACAGGAUUUGGUAGUUAUUAGAUAUUACUCAAAAUACCCAGAAAAUAGAGAAAUAUAUUAAAAUAUAUUUAUUGAUACCAUACGAAUAAUAUCAUUCUCAUAUGAUGAUCCAUGCAUUUUCUUUCUUCUAAUGAUUAUUUUUUCAGGCAUUCAGAAGAUUAUAUGAGGAAGUUGGCCUGGGAUGGGUGUAUGCUGUCACCAGAUAUGAGCCUGUGAGUCUCUACCCACCUUCUGUUGUCGAAAAAUAUUUUAUGUAUUUAUUUAUUCAGAAAAAUAUUAUUUAUUUAUUUGAUGAGGAUUAAGGAAAUGUUGAAGGGCUGAUGUUUGGUGGGUCAACCGGUUGACUUGUUCAGUUGCCAUUAACAGUUGAGAGUUUAUCGUCAAUGGUGAUAGUUUUGGUAUGAUGAUUGACCCUCAACGGAGCUUUGACUCACCCUUGGGGUGGUUGACCUCUCAGUGGGUGGUUGACCUCUCAACGGAGUUUUGGUAUUCUUGAGAAAUUCAACAGGGGACACUUGGUAGGGAGAAGUAAAUAUGGGCUUGGUUAGAGAGAGAGAGAGAAACGUGUACAGUACAGAAGGGGCAAAGAGGAAAUGCCCCCUCUCUCUCUGUUUCUCUCUCAUCUUGCGACCCAAGAUUAAGUUUUUCACAUCCAUCUAUUUCAACUUAUCUGCUCAGAAGCAAAAGUAGGCUUUCUUAGAGAGAGAAACGUGUACACUACAGAAGGGUCAAAGAGGAAAUGCCCUCCCUCUCUCUCUCUCUCUCUCUCUCUCUCUCUCUCUUUCUCUAAGCUUAUGACCCUAGAUUCAGUUUUUCACAUCUACUCUAAUAUCUGUUCACAGGUGUCGACAAUAGCUAAUGCUGUGUAUAGUGUUUGGGCCAAAUACCGCCUUCAGAUUACCGGUAAGCCUGCUAUUUAUCCAUAAUUAUAUUUAUACUUCAAUAUUCACGCAUUGGAGUCUAAGAAAAACCCACAAAUUAUUUAUUUAUUUAUUCAUUUAUUCAUUCAUUGAACUUUAUGGCCGUGGGAUUUGACUAUUUUGCCCCCUCAGGCCGGCCCCCGAUGGAGGAGAUCUUGCUGUCGAGAAAAGGGGACAAGGUUGGUCUUUUGAUCUGUGAUCCCGAUCUUGAUUUUCCGCAUCCAUCACCGUAGAUUCGGUGGACCCUAGACUGGCGUUGACUUUCCUUGACUUUCAGGCUCCGACGUGCAGCGACAACGGUGACAACGAGACCUGCAAGAUGUGA
Spirodela intermedia is the source of this 3352-nucleotide messenger RNA. Lineage: Eukaryota; Viridiplantae; Streptophyta; Magnoliopsida; Alismatales; Araceae. The record is from the annotation of a GenBank genome assembly.